Messenger RNA from Osmerus eperlanus (European smelt), 3489 nucleotides. RefSeq names its product adenosine deaminase RNA specific B1a (gene adarb1a). Bases 310 to 2586 code for a protein of 758 amino acids. Gene Ontology annotation, cellular component: nucleolus; cytoplasm. The record is from RefSeq and is a predicted model, not a curated record. The transcript is spliced from 11 exons. Lineage: Eukaryota; Metazoa; Chordata; Actinopteri; Osmeriformes; Osmeridae. Gene Ontology annotation, molecular function: double-stranded RNA adenosine deaminase activity; double-stranded RNA binding; tRNA-specific adenosine deaminase activity. Gene Ontology annotation, biological process: RNA processing; adenosine to inosine editing.
AGUCGGAGAGGUAGUGAGAGUGUGUGUGUGUGUGUGUGUGUGUGUAGGAGAGAGACAGAGAGACAGACCCCAUUUACCAGGCUAAGCCCAUGUGCCAGACAGCACCAUCCUCUCUUUGUACGGUGUAGCGGCCGCCCCUCUUCCACGUGCGCGCCUCUCCUCCCCCCUCCUCCUCCCUCUGGAAGUAGUGGAGGGGAGAAGGGAGGAGGGUCUGUGCUUGGCAGAGUACUGAGGAAGCGGAGGAAGGGCCAGCACGGAGAGAGAAGCCCCUCCAGACCGAGCAGCCACAGCGCGACCCUGCCCCAAGACAUGGCCCUUUUUCUGGACAGCUCCCAGAGCGCGGGGGCCUAUUACUGCCUCGUCCGCACCAGGUUCAAAAGGAGGCGCAAAAAACGCUCCGAACGCAAAGGUGCCGUCGUCAAAGCAAUGACAGAAGGUCGAGCUGGCUUGCGGCAGCCCCGUAACCAGCCCAGGUUCCACACCAUGGAGGGGGACGAGGAGGAGAGCAUGAGUUCAUGCAGCACUGAUGUUAAGGAAAAUCGCAACCUGGACAACGUGUCCUCCAAAGAGGGGGCAGGUGAGGCAGCACAGAUCCCCAAUGGGAGUGCUGGGGGAGGCAGGAAACGGCCCCUAGAGGAGGGCAAUAAUGGGCAUGCUCACUCCAAGUACAGGCCCAAGAAGCGUAAGAAAACGCCAGGGCCCAUUCUCCCCAAGAAUGCCCUGAUGCAGCUGAAUGAGAUCAAGCCGGGCUUGCAGUACAAGCUGCUGUCCCAGACGGGGCCCGUUCACGCGCCCGUCUUUGUCAUGAAUGUGGAGGUCAACGGGCAGCAGUUCGAGGGCUCUGGACCCACCAAGAAGAAGGCCAAGCUGAACGCUGCGGAGAAAGCCCUGCGCUCCUUCGUCCAGUUCCCCAACGCCUCGGAGGCGCACAUGGCCAUGGGGCGGACUCUCACGGUGAACACAGACUUCACCUCCGACCAGGCCGACUUCCCAGACAUGCUGUUCAAUGGGUUUGAGACGUCGGCCCCGCCGGAGGACUCCUUCUACCUGGGCUCCAAUGGCAACGGGUCCCUGAACCCCCUGGGACUGGAGUACCCUGCCCUGCUAGGCGCCCCCAGCUCCAACGGCCUGGCCCAGUCCCCGCUCCCCGUCCCCUCGGCCUUCACCUGCCCCUCUAGCGGCAAGAACCCAGUCAUGAUCCUCAACGAGCUACGCCCGGGCCUCAAGUACGACUUUGUGUCUGAGAGCGGGGAGAGUCACGCCAAGAACUUUGUCAUGUCCGUGACGGUAGACACGCAGAACUUCCAAGGUUCGGGCCGCAAUAAGAAGCUUGCCAAGGCGCGAGCCGCCCAGGCCGCUCUCUCUGCUCUCUUUAACAUGCAGCUGGACCAGACGCCGUCCCGCCAGCCCAUCCCCCGAGAGGGCCUCCAGCUGCACCUGCCGCAGGUCCUGGCAGACGCCGUCUCCCGUCUGGUGGUUGACAAGUUCAGCGAGCUGACGGAGAACUUCACGUCUCCGCAUGCUCGGCGGAAAGUCCUGGCCGGUGUCGUUAUGACAACAGGCACUGACGUCAAGGAAGCCCAGGUGAUCUGUGUCUCCACGGGGACCAAGUGUAUAAACGGCGAGUACAUGAGCGACCGCGGCCUGGCGCUCAACGAUUGCCACGCUGAGAUCAUCGCUCGCCGCUCUCUCAUUAGGUACCUGUACACACAGCUGGAGCACUUCCUCAGUAGCAGCAGAGAGGAGCACCAGAAGUCCAUCUUUGCCAGAUGUGACAAACAUGGCUUCCGGCUGAAGGAGAAUGUCCAGUUCCACCUCUACAUCAGCACGUCACCAUGUGGAGACGCCCGCAUCUUCUCACCCCACGAGGCAGGAGUGGAGGAUCAAGGAGACCGACACCCCAACAGGAAAGCUCGCGGUCAACUGCGGACCAAGAUCGAGUCUGGGGAGGGCACCAUCCCCGUGAGAUCCAGCAACACCAUCCAGACCUGGGACGGGGUUCUGCAGGGCGAGCGGCUGCUCACCAUGUCCUGUAGCGACAAGAUAUCCAGGUGGAACGUGGUUGGCAUCCAGGGCUCCCUGAUGAGCUUCUUCACAGAGCCCAUCUACUUCUCCAGCAUCAUCCUGGGCAGUCUGUACCACGCCGACCACUUGUCCCGUGCCAUGUACCAGAGGAUUGCCGACAUUGAGGACCUCCCACUGCCUUUCAGCCUGAACCGUCCACUCCUCAGUGGCAUAAGCAACGCAGAAGCUCGACAGCCAGGGAAAGCCCCGAAUUUCAGUGUGAACUGGACUGUGGGGGACCAGGCCCUGGAGGUGAUCAACGCCACCACUGGGAAGGAUGAUCUGGGACGACCAUCCAGGCUGUGCAAGUACGCCUUGUUCAACCGCUGGGUCCGCCUUCACUGCAAGCUCUCAAAUACCCUGAGAAUUAAAAUGGCCAAACCAGGGUCUUACCACGAAGCCAAACAAGCUGCAUUGGAGUACCACGCUGCCAAGCAAGCUCUCAUCAAGGCCUUCCACAAAGCAGGACUGGGUGCCUGGGUGAAAAAGCCCAUCGAACAGGAUCAGUUCUCUCCUGAGUAGCUUGUGUUGUGGGAAAUGGCGAAAAGACGGGCAUGGAAAACGAACAGCUGUUUGACCCAUGCAUUCUCUGUAGUCCAUCCCUGUAGGGUGUCUGUCUCUCUCUCUCUCUCUCUUUCUCUCUCUGUCUCUGAUGCGGUGAGUUUAUUGAUUGAAACUUGCCUAGACACUGCAUAUUUAGUAAGUACACCUUCAAACAUACCUCUCCAAAAUAUUCACAACACGUUAAUUUUUAAAUGUCUUGCCUUGCACUUUUAAGGCAAUGUAUUCAAUUUGCCAUUGGGAUUUUUUACUGUGAAUUUUAAAGCAUUGCACUGAUUAGCACUUGUCAAAAUGUGAGACGAUUGAAAUUUUCCUCACAACAGAAACUCUAUUCAUGGCUUUGUUUCUGUAUCUUGAUAUUCCUUUGCUUCUAUUCCAUGGCAUGGAAUGAUAAAAGAAAGGGUGUUCGUAUACCCUGUUCACGUCCGUCAAUAUUUCACUUGGCCAUUUUCCCUACUAUCUUUCUGAACCACUACAGAAGAAAGAGAUGUAGAAUUCAAUUUGUUGACAUCAUUGCUAAUGUAAUCAAGCCUAAUAAGGUUAAUUCACUCCUCAGUAGAAGUGCAUCUCUCCACCAAAAAGAGUUUCCAGAAUCCACCAUGGUUCUUUCUGUACAUAAGGGAAGAGGUGCAUACUGUUAUGUCUUUGUGAUUCUUAACUUAAGCUCACCAAAGAUGAUGUCAGCAUAAAGUUAUAUUUUGUUUUUGUAAUGUAAUGUUUAUUUAUAAAUGUCAUCUAUGUUUUUUAUUUAUUUUAAUUACCCGUUUACUUUCACCCCCUUUGUCUCCUGCCUUUUUAAAGUGUUACAGGUAUUUGUGUAUGUAGAUAUAGUGUAAAUAAAAGGAACUAUUGUGUUGUUUUGAA